Molecule: messenger RNA, 505 nt
Organism: Teleopsis dalmanni
Lineage: Eukaryota; Metazoa; Arthropoda; Insecta; Diptera; Diopsidae
Exons: 2
Coding region: 57-491 (144 amino acids)
Biological process (GO): positive regulation of apoptotic process; apoptotic process; apoptotic signaling pathway
Cellular component (GO): Ino80 complex
Molecular function (GO): DNA binding
Source: RefSeq, a predicted model, not a curated record
AAUAGUUUUGCGUGAAAUAAAAUUUAAUUGCAAUUUGCAUAUAUAAAAGAGUUAAAAUGGUAGUGUCUGAUGAGAAUAUGAAAUUUAAAUUAUUAACGGAAAAAUUAAAUCAGAAAUGCGUGGAGAUACAAACAGAAAAUGAGCGAAUUGUUUUAAGAAUUAAUAAGACGCGCAGGAUUUUAAGAAAAAAGCAACGGGAUAUAGAGCUACUAAAGCGUCGCCUUGAUAAAUUCAACGAUGGUUGGCGCUCGAUACCAAUGGUUGCAGCGAACCCAAAGAGAAAAAUUGAGCAAAAACGCGGUCGAAAACCUAAGGUGAAAGACACUGAAGAAAAGCAGCCAAAGGAAAAAAAACAGCGUGCAAAAAAACUUGCAGUUGAGUCUAUUAAUAAGGAUGUAGUUGCAAACACGGCCCAAUUCCAAACUCCCGAUAGAAGUCUCGGUGAAUACAUAAAAUUACCUUUCCCAGACGGAAAUGACGUCCAAAAUUAAAACAAUGAUUGGCU